This is a messenger RNA of Dictyostelium purpureum, 402 nucleotides long. RefSeq lists its product as uncharacterized. NCBI's taxonomy places the organism in Eukaryota, Evosea, Eumycetozoa, Dictyosteliales, Dictyosteliaceae. The coding region runs from base 1 to 402 and encodes 133 amino acids. The transcript has 2 exons. The record is from RefSeq and is a predicted model, not a curated record.
AUGGAAAAGCUACGAUCCAUUACAGUUUUACCAACAGAACAAGAAAUUGAAGAUAAAAAAAAUGGAAAAAGAAAAAAGAAGGUUCCAUUACCACAUGGCCACAGCCAAUUAGAUUGGAUGAAAAAACAAAAUUUAAUUAGAGAUCCAACAUUUUUUAAUGGAGACGGUAAAAUUACAAUAACAGAAUUAAAAAAGCACAACACAGAAAAGGAUGCAUGGACUGUUUAUAAAGGAAGAGUUUAUGAUAUUACUCAAUAUUUUGAUUUUCAUCCAGGUGGAAGAGAAGAGCUAUUAAGGGCAGCUGGCAACGAUUCAACUCAAAUUUUUGAAUUUAGACACUCUUGGGUAAAUUUCGAAGCAAUGAUGUUAAAAUAUAUGGUUGGUUAUUUAGUACCAGAAUAG